Messenger RNA from Cygnus atratus (black swan), 519 nucleotides. RefSeq names its product spexin hormone (gene SPX). Lineage: Eukaryota; Metazoa; Chordata; Aves; Anseriformes; Anatidae. The transcript has 6 exons. Gene Ontology annotation, cellular component: cytoplasm. Gene Ontology annotation, biological process: positive regulation of gastro-intestinal system smooth muscle contraction. Bases 1 to 519 code for a protein of 172 amino acids. Gene Ontology annotation, molecular function: neuropeptide hormone activity. The record is from RefSeq and is a predicted model, not a curated record.
AUGACAUCACUGUGUAUUGAAGCUGAAAUAGCCACAGAGCAUGAGGAGGUUGGGCAGCAAGACAGGGAGAAAGGAGAGACUGGAAAUACUCUCACAUUUAGAUUUGAAGUUGAGAAGAUCUACAGACCUGAAACCCUUUUCUUGUGUCUUGUGGUUCUUCGCUGUGCACAGGGACUCCGUAAACUGACAGCAUCUUCAGUGGCACUGUUCCUUGCAGUGUCCUUCAUAUCUUUCUCCUGGAGUGCUCCUCAGGCUCAUUUCCAAAGGAGAAACUGGACUCCCCAGGCUAUGCUGUAUUUGAAGGGUUCACAGGGACGGCGAUUCAUCUCAGAUGAAAGCCAGCAAAAGGAUCUGUAUGACAGAAUGCAGCUUGAAACACGCAGCCAAAACGCAAAUCCUUUAUCUCGUUCUGAAGCUGCAGCACUGUUCCUUAGUUCCUUACAGAAAGCCCAAGAACCAGUUGAAGAAGAAAAUGGUGAUCACCCUGGCUACUUGACGGAUAAUUUAUCAAAUUGGUGA